UCAGGAAAAGAGGGACAGGACUGCCUAAAACCGUUUGAGUGAGGACUGUAGGUGUUCUCAGCUGACCUGUGUGCAGGCUCAGGUGCUCCCUGCAGGUUUGGUCAUUGCGCAGCUGCAGCAUUGUUACACACCGCCGCCGAAGAGAGGAGGAAAGAUUAGUGUGUGUCGGCGGGCAGUGAAAGUGGCUCCACAGCCGCUUGCUGCAUUGUAGUGUCACAGGCCUGUGUAGAAACAGAUCCUCCAUCUUCAUCCCUCACUGAUGGACGUCUUCAGCUUCGUGUGCGCUGCGCUCCUGUGCACGGUUGUGGUGCACGGUAAGCCAACGUUAAGGAAAGAGAGAGUUCUUCAUGACCCAGAGCUGAGCAGGAAAGCUCAUGAAGACAAUAAGAGCUACCAGUACGACCAUGAGGCCUUUCUCGGCAAAGAGGAGGCCAGGACAUUUGACCAGCUCACCCCCGAGGAGAGCAAGGACAGGCUCGGUAAAAUUGUGGAUCGGAUAGACAGCAACGCCGAUGGCUACAUCACCACAGCCGAACUCAAGACUUGGAUAAAGCGUGUGCAGAAGCGCUACGUGUAUGAGAAUGUGGCAAAGGUGUGGACAGAUUAUGACCUGAACAAAGACAACAAGAUUUCAUGGGAUGAAUACAAGCAAGCCACAUACGGAUACUACCUCGCCAACCCGGAGGAGUUUGAGGAAGCAACAGACCAGUUCAGCUUCAAGAAGAUGCUCCCUCGUGACGAGAGGAGGUUUAAAACAGCUGAUAUGGACGGGGACCUGGCAGCAGACAGAGAGGAGUUUACAUCCUUCCUCCACCCUGAGGAGUUUGAACACAUGAGGGACAUUGUGGUUCUGGAAACCCUGGAGGACAUUGACAAGAAUGGUGACGGACAUGUGGAUGAAGAUGAGUAUAUUGCCGACAUGUUUGCUCAUGAGGAGGGGGGUCCAGAGCCGGACUGGGUCAAGACCGAGAGGGAACAGUUCUCUGAUUUCAGAGACUUGAACAAAGACGGCAAGAUGGACCAGGAUGAAAUCCGACACUGGAUUAUGCCACAAGACUACGACCACGCCCAAGCUGAGGCCAGACAUCUGGUGUACGAGUCUGACCAGGACAAGGACCAGAUGUUGACCAAAGACGAAAUCCUUGAAAACUGGAACAUGUUUGUGGGAAGCCAGGCCACCAACUAUGGCGAGGACCUCACCAAGAACCAUGACGAGCUCUGAGCUCACGGUGCAGCUUCUGUUGUGUGCGUGUGUGUGUGUGUGUGUUAGGAGGGCUGGUGAACGUCUUUGUCCUUUAAGACAGAAUCACAGACUCUUGGCACCUCCUCCCACCACCACACACCACCACUCCAUCCUUUCCUCGUAAUAGUGAGACAGAUGUCAGAGUGUUGGAUUGUGAACCAACACUGUUGACACCAGACCAGAGGAGGGACAAGCGUCGGUCCUACCACUAACACGAAGGGUCCAUCUCGGUUUCAUAUCGUCGGUUCUGUUUCUGACAUUCAGGAGCAAAGCCAGACCCAGUGGACUUCAAUUCCAUCGAUGGUGCCUUCCAGCCACGUCGCCGGCUCCGCUGCCUCAGAGAUCUGUAUAGAUAGUCUUUAAUAAAACUGUCAAAGUUGAAUGCCGAGCUUUAGGUGAACUGUCAAUAGCGAAACUGUUUUUUAAAUAUAAAUGUUAAUGUGAAACUACAACGCAGAACAUUUAUUCUGAUUUUAUUUAUUUAUCACAUCUCUUGUGAACUUUAGGUUUGAGAGGAUAGAAGAGUUCAACUAGAGUUGGUUUUCACAAUGUUUCUUUGUUUACAGUUUUCCUGGCCAUAUGAUUUUUUUCUUAGUUAAGUGCUUUAAUAAGUGUUAAUUAACUGUUGUUUAUUGGCAUGGUUUUUGCACGCAUUUGGUUUUAGUGUAGCCUGUGAAAGAUUUUUGUCUUCAUAUUUAGUUUGAAAUGUAUUUAUUGGUAAACUUCAGGCCAACAAUAUGCUCCAUGUUAGAAUUUUAAAGACCUUUUCUGAAUUUACAUUUGAGCUUUACUCUUUUACAACUGUCUAAUUUAAUUGAGGAUGUUUUUGUAAAAGUGUAUUGGUUUGUUUGAAUACAUACACUCCCUGUUACAUCAUCCAGAGGUCAUCUUUUUGUAUCAGGUGUACCACAUUUAUUUUUACUGCAUUUGGUAUUGUAUAUAUCUUUUUUUUUCACAUUGUUUGUAUUGGAUAGUUUGUAUAACAGGUGCAUAGAACUAUGCAACUCAAGAAAAGAUGAAACUACGAUCAAAAUUUGUAAUUUUAGUCAAAUUCUCACUCCGUACCCUUCUCAUCUUUUUCUGUCCAUUUUAUUUUUUUGUUGUAAACCUCAUUGCAUUAAUAGUCCACAUCACACAUGCGCACAAAUCCAUCAACAUGUCUCCUCCUCCACACUGCACAUGCUCAUGAAUUGUGUCAAAAUAAAAGAAAGAAAGGUA
Messenger RNA from Epinephelus moara (kelp grouper), 2461 nucleotides. It is a transcript of the gene rcn1, whose product is annotated as reticulocalbin 1, EF-hand calcium binding domain. The transcript has 6 exons. NCBI's taxonomy places the organism in Eukaryota, Metazoa, Chordata, Actinopteri, Perciformes, Serranidae. Gene Ontology annotation, cellular component: endoplasmic reticulum. The record is from RefSeq and is a predicted model, not a curated record. Bases 260 to 1222 code for a protein of 320 amino acids. Gene Ontology annotation, molecular function: calcium ion binding.